AUGGAUUAUCUAACCAAAUGCCCCAAUACUGGAGAUUUGGUUAAACACAAGGGAAAUCGGCCAUUCCUAUCAGCUAACUGGCUCACUGGGUGGCUGAGAAUUGAGUUUGUGGAGAAGAGUGAUAUGAAGAAGCAAAAGAAACUCAAAGCAAUGCUUGAGGCAUGUAUUCCUGCAGUAUUUGAAUCCUCAACAGAGGAUCCAGAGGAAGAGGAGGAGCAGGUGGAAGAGCUACUGGAUGUGGAGCCUCAGGAAUCUGAGCCAGAGCUUCAGGAAUCUGAGCUUGAGCUGGAGUCUGAGCUAGACAGUGAGGAAGAUGAGGAGGUAGAAAAUGGUUUACAAAUGCUCAGUAAGCAGGAAAUGGAGGUGUUUCAACAGCUAAAGAAGAGGGAGGCAAAGGAGAUCUCCAAGAUCUUCAAGCAAAGGAAGGAAUGGGAGGCCAAACUGGAACAGCACAUCAGAGAUCUCCAGGAAAUGCUCACAGAGCUAGAACAAAAAUGUAAAAAAUCAAAUGAGGAGCUGCUGCAGGGUGUGACAGACAGAUUGAGAAGGAUAUUCUUAGAUAACAUUGCAGAAGAGGAAGAGAGUCUUUGUUCUGUUUGCUGGACUUUAGAAUCAAACAUAGUCACCAUUGAGUGUGGACAUGGUGCUUGCUUGUCUUGUCUCCAGAAAAAAUCUUCUCUACCUUUCUGUUGCAAAAGAUGCUGGGAAUUCUCCCAGCUGAAAAGUGUUCAGGCUGACAUUGCUAUGAACCCUGAAGGAGAAGGCAUAUGUGAGCUGCAUCGAGAAGACCAGAAGUUGUAUUGUGAAAAUGAGAAGACACUGCUCUGUGUGACCUGCUCUAAAUCAGAGGAUCAUGAGAAUCACAUGCAUUGGCCCAUUGCAGUGGCUGCUGUGGGCUAUAGGAAGAUGCUCCAGAUAGAAAUGAAAAUGUUGGACUAUAGUGCAAAAAAAAUUCAGGAAUUUCAAUGUCAAGAGAAGAAGAAAUCUCUGGCAUGGGCUGUAAUGUGGAGUGAUGAUAGAGAUAUCGGCAGAAAAAUUUUUGAGGAGAAAAUGCAAGUUAUAUGGGAAUAUCUAAAGAAGGAGAAAACAGAGGAAGAAAAAGUGGAAACGGCAAAAAUAGAGGACCUCGUAAUGGGGAUAGACAAUGAAAAGUUAAUUAAGUUCUUUCAGAAGCUGCAGCAAAUGGAAGUUAUUCAGGAACAUGACAUAAUGGAGAAACGGAAGGAAUGGGAAGACAUGACGUCCAGAUAUGUCAGAUUUCUAAGAGACAAAAUCACAAUAUUGGAGGAAAAGACUCAGAAAACGAAUGUGGAACUACUAAAAGUAAGAUUAAUAGACCCUCACAAGGCCUCAUCUGAACUAUUGAAGACUUGUGAUUCCCUCAGCUUUUUUGAAGAUAAAAAGGGAACUAUCAUAAUUCUACCCGACUCAGGAAAGACUUAUGCUGUUUAUAUUAAUGGUAAUCUUCAAGCUAAUUCCAUUAGAUUGAAAGCAUUCUUGAUGAAAACUUCAUCUCAGGAGUAUGUAUAUACAAGAAAUGUUACUUCCUGGACUACCACUUUUGAAAAAUAAAUCAUUCAAUCCUCUUUGCCUCAAUUAGAAAUGCUGUAUCUGCAAAUGGCCAAUAAACAGAGGUUAGAGUAUUUCUGAAUGGUUCUAAAAAUACUUUAUUUUAUAAUUUUUGCAUUUUGUCAAGUACUCAUUGUUUAUCCCAUUUUUACCUGGUCAGUCAUAGAACAAAAAAUCUUAAAAUCUUGCAUAUAUACAACCUUUUUCUUCUACCUCAAAAUUCUGUGUAUAAAUAUUAGAUCUGCAAAUGUGAAAAAAGAUAGCAUUUUAAUUUCAAAAUAAUUAGUUCAAUAUAUUUAGUAUAUAAUUGAAUCUACUUACAUCAAUCUGUGAAAGGGGUCUUCAGGUAACGCCAGAUAGUCACUUUAUAACUUAAACAAGAAAAUUAAUGGCUUCUCUAAAACCUUAAAAGCCUGGAAAGCAUUUGGAAGUUGGUGGAACUUAACAAUUAGAUUUGAGAAUUUAUGGGAACUGAUUUAAAUCCAUUUUACAUUUGUCCACAUUAUUUCACUAAAUGAGAUGAUUGUAUUUGAUAUAAAAAGAUGCUCUUACUGAGAACCUGAGAACCAUUCCUGAUUUUCUACAAAGGCUAACUUUCUAAACCUUUACCAUUAGAAACUGAAAGUUCUUUUUAAAGUAAUGACAUGAAAUACAUUUGAGGUGGCAAAACUCUUUGACUUGUAAAUGGAAAUAUCUCCACAUUGCCUACUUCUGAGGGUUGU
Molecule: messenger RNA, 2291 nt
Organism: Sarcophilus harrisii (Tasmanian devil)
Lineage: Eukaryota; Metazoa; Chordata; Mammalia; Dasyuromorphia; Dasyuridae
Product: nestin-like
Exons: 7
Coding region: 1-1572 (523 amino acids)
Molecular function (GO): zinc ion binding
Source: RefSeq, a predicted model, not a curated record